Triplophysa rosa is the source of this 33727-nucleotide messenger RNA. RefSeq names its product spectrin repeat containing, nuclear envelope 2b (gene syne2b). NCBI's taxonomy places the organism in Eukaryota, Metazoa, Chordata, Actinopteri, Cypriniformes, Nemacheilidae. The record is from RefSeq and is a predicted model, not a curated record. Gene Ontology annotation, molecular function: protein binding. Gene Ontology annotation, cellular component: membrane. Bases 240 to 33491 code for a protein of 11083 amino acids. The transcript has 130 exons.
AGAUAACCGGGAACGUUGUGCUGUGAUCAGUAUACAAUUCAGCACUGUACAUGUAUUUUACACGAAAAUGGUUUAAAAAAAGAAUAUAAAGGUGAUUUAAAUCUGAAUUUGUAUCACUUUUACACUUUAUUACUUGGUUCAACUGCAAGAUGAGGAUGGUUGAUAAAACAUUGCUACCAUUGCACUUUUCUACAUGCUAAUGCAGGGAAUUCUGGACUAGUUAAUCUGAUGACUCCAGCAUGGCCACCAAAAAGAAGUUACCGAACAGUGUGGGGGUCGAACGCCCAUCUGAAAGGUCUCAAAAGGAGACACACAUUUCACGAGUGGAACAGGAACAGAUUCAGAAGAGAACAUUCACCAACUGGAUCAAUGCCCAGCUGUCCAAGAGGAGGCCUCCGGUCACAGUGCUCGAUCUUUUUAAUGACCUCAGAGAUGGAUCCAGAUUAUUGGACCUGCUGGAGGUGAUGAGUGAUCAGAGAAUGAGUCGGGAGAAAGGAAGGGGGACGUUUCAGCACAGAACAAACAUCGAGAAAGCAUUGGCAUUUCUCAAAAGGAAAUCGAUAAAACUGGUCAACAUCAAUGUCUCAGACAUCAUGGAUGGAAAGCCUUCCAUCAUUCUGGGUCUGGUGUGGACCAUUAUCAUGCACUUUCAUAUUGAGGAGCUGGCAAGCACAUUGUCCUUCAGUUCUCGCCAGCCUUCUCUGGAGUCGUUGGCAAGUCUGGACUCUCGUUCGACCAGCAGCAGUGCCCGCAGCAGUCCAGUGCCACCCCGUGGUUCACCCCUGCACGCCCGUUUCCGUGUAUCUGCCAAAAAGGCCUUGCUGCUGUGGGUGAGAGAGCAGUGCCACAGGGCUGGUUGUACUCUGAAUGUGAAGGAUUUUAAGGGAAGCUGGAGGAGCGGAGUGGUGUUUUUGGCGAUACUUUCUGCUCUGAGGCCCAACUCAGUGGACAUGACUAGAGCCCGAACCAGAACCAACAGACAAAACCUGGAAGAGGCUUUUCUCAUCGCUGAAAGAGAGCUUCACAUACCAAGGCUAUUAGAUCCAGCCGAUGUUGAUGUUAGGGACCCAGAUGAGAAAUCUAUCAUGACUUACGUUGCUCAGUUUCUGAAGUACUCAAAAGACACUCCUGCUUCUGAUGAGGAAAUGUGUCACAGUCCUCAGCAGCGACUCUCUCCUGUCAAUCUACCGUCUGACUUUACCCCAUCCAUAGGUGCAUCACCAAUAAGACAGGUCCACCUGCUAAUGCCCUGUCCAAUCAAAUCAGCUCCUAUCCUGUCAACUGAGCCAACUAAAGCAGCUGUCCCUGGGACAUCAGCCAAUCAGAAGGCGCAGGAAGUCACGUGCUGGCUGGUUCAGGCCUAUGAGGAGCUGAUAGAGGGAUGGGACUCCACUGAGGGGGAGAGCUAUGCUGAGAGAUACCAUGUCUUCCAUACCUUCAUUGUGUCCUUUAAUGAGCAGCGCCGGCCCGUGAUGCCGUUACUUACAGCGAUGAAGAGAACACCUCAGCUCAGCGCAGAGCAGAAAGCACUAAGACGGGCCUGGGACACCCUUGCAGAGAAGUUGCGCGAGUAUAAAACAGAGCUGGACCUGAGUCUCCCAUCUCCACUGGAUUCUGUGGGCCGCUGGCUGUUACGUAUCGAAGAGGUUUUAUCUGCUGAAGAGGACAACUCACUGGAUCACGCCCGAGCUGCGGAAGAGGCUCGCGAGAAACUCGAACUGCUAAAGGUGUGUUUGGAAGAGAUGCCCCACCAUAUCAAGAGGUUUACCAUGUUUCAGAACACAGAUGAAUUUGGAGAGACUCUGGUUCCAAGAGAUAAGAUGGAAGAGAUGAAGAGAAGGUUUACCAGUGUUCGUGUAACAGCUAAAUAUCACAGCAUUAAGCUAGAAUACCAAGAGCGAAGGCACACGGUGUUAGACCUGCUAAAUCGACUCGAAAUUAAAUUGCGUUCUUGGAAAAGAGCCUACAUUUCCCAGGAGUCUGUUCGUGUGCUGAUGCAGGACUGGAACGAAACCGUGAACAACCAGGAGCUAGCCUCUAUGCUGGAUGGAGCCUUUCAUAGACUCAAACACAUCGCUAGCAAAUAUACCAGCAAGGCUGCUUUGGCCGAAGACUCCACUCAGGUCAAUCGUCAGGUGGCUGAAUUAGAAAGAGAUGUGGCAGCGACUCUGGAGGGUGUACGCAUGGUGAAGGGAACUAUGGCACGUGUGUUGGGUGCGUGGGACACAUACAGUGACACGUUCACAUCACUCCACGCGUGGCUGGAGCAGGGGCCACACGGACAGCGACACGGACAGAGAACAGAGGUGACCUCAUCGAUGAUGUCAGAGUGGAGUUCUCGCCAGUCUCAUCUGAAUGAAGUUGGCAACUACCUGAUUGAGGUCACAGACCCGCAGACUAGCCGUGCAAUUUCAGACGAACUUUGCAAGAUAAAUCUGCUUUGGGCCGACUUUGCCAAAAGAGCACAGUUUGCAUUAGCUGAGGAGCCCAACAUUGGCCCGUCUAGUCCUCAGACUGUUCAGUCCCUGAUAAGAGAGGCCAACCAGUUACUGAAAGAACCUGUGGAGGUGGUUUCUGCCCCACUACGAACUUACACUAAGAGACUGCAGCUUAUGAUGAAGAAAAUAAAGGAUGUGGAUCUUGAGGCCCUCUCUCCAUCUCUAGACUGCUCUCGCGAGACCCUGAGCAAACUUCAGCAGGCCAUUCCUGAGGUAUUGCAGACACUCUGUGCGGCUGAACAAGUGUGUGAUGAGCUGCGUCUGAGUAUAAGUGGGUUGGACAGUCGUCUGGCUGAACUCUUACACUGGGAAACUGAAGCCAGAGAGCUUUACCAGGUCCUAAAGGAGGAAACACACAGGCGAAAGAGGGGUCAGGACCCCAGAGUUCGGCUGUUGAUUUCAAAGGGACUACAAUUAGAGGGUCAGGUGGUUAUGGAGGAACAGGAUUUGCAGGUGAUGGUGAUGACGAGUCAAAAGAGUUCCCCACUGCAGUAUCUCAUUGCAUCCUACAUGCAGGACAGGGUCCGCGCGGCUGUCGAAAAGUCGCAGGAAGCAGUAGGAAUGUUGAGCUCAUUGGGGGCUUGCAGAGAUAGAAGUCCUGCCAGAGAUCAGCCACCUGCUAAGAUCUUUGUCCAGCCUCAGGAGGAUCAAAAAGCACCCCAAUCUCAAAAGGCCCAAACAGUCAGUUCAAGUCAGCAUUCACCCUCAGGAGCUCAAGGCCAAUCAGACCCCCAACCUGCAGUCAGGGCUAAAGUCCCAUCAUCUUUUCAAACUCCCUUGGAUGUACCUUGCCAAGCUGUUGACCGCAAGUCAGAACCAUCUAGUGAGCCUGUGCCCAUGAUUGUUGUACAAGAAUACGACGAAGAAAAAACAAGUCAACAAGUACACCCCUAUGAGCAAUGGGAACACUCCCAAUUCACUGAAAUUAAGUCACAAGAAGUUGUCCAAUCUCAGGCAAGAAUAGAAAUCCACACAAAGCAUCAUGAGGAAAGCCAACGAACUUUACCGCAGCCUGUGACUCAACAACAGUUAGACACGAAGAACCAGUUGCAGGUGGAAGCUCCUGUUGCUGCCAGUCAACCACAACAGAAACUACAACAAGCAGCAUCACAAGCUCAAAAUCAGCAACAAUCAGCAGCACAGCCACAGAUGAAAACUCAACAACAAGAGACAAUUCAGAUUGUAUCCACUAUACAAAAACAGCAGGUACAAGUUCAGGUACAAACACCAGCCCAGCCACAGCCUCAGGUUCCACGUCAGUUACAAAAAGAGAAUGUAAUGCAACAACAAGCUCCACAUCAGCAGCAGAUGAAAACAAGAAAGUCCCAAGCACGGAACAGACCUUGGCUUCAGCAGAAGAGUCAUUUGGAAAGUGCUACUCAAAAUCCAGCUCAAGUGGUGGCAUCUCACGUAGAGCCAGAGUACAAAGGUCAAAUAAGUUUUCAAGCACCACUGCAGACAGUUGCCACCAGCUCACUGGGGGCUGGAAUCAUUGUACAGAGUGAGGCAAAGCAAGUAAAGCAGCCACAACCAGUUACACAACAUCAACCACCUCAAACAACUUCAGCACCACUAGUGACUUCAAAACAACCACAACAGCCAAUAACAAUUCAUCAAGUAUUGACCCAACAACAUCAAACCUCUAUUUUAACUCAAGCUCAAGUAACAACACAAAAAGAGAAAGCCAUUGCACCUACUCAGGAACAAUUGAAACCCCAAACACAGAGUUUAAUACCAAAACCUCAAACGCUGAUUCAGAAGCAGACACGACAUCAGUCCAUAGCUCCCAUGCAGCCACAUGGCCCAGUUAUGGCCCAGUGGCAACCACAACAGACUGCAGCCCAAACACAUUCAGUGCCCCAACCACAACAAUUUCCUGUGUCUCAAGCAAUGCCCCAACGCAUUUCCAGAUCAGCAGUCCAACAGCCCCCAACAUCUGUUCAACCACAAGUAAUGAUGCAGAGGCAACAAUCACCUCAGACUGGAGUUCAAACUCAAUCCCUGCAACCCUCACAGUAUCCUCAGUCUGUGAUUCCCCCUCAACCCAAAAGUUCAUCUCCCAUACAACCCAGAAUCAUCUCUAUGCCUCAACCGCAGAUGCCUGUCCAGCCUGAAGUCCAAACUAUUGGUCAAACCCAGCUCAAAUCACAGGGAAGUGCACCAUAUGUGGUUCAACCACAAGAGCAACCUCAGUGGGGUCCCAUUACCCAAACUUACCCUCAAGUCCAAGGACCAAUUUCUGUCACUUCCCAAAUGCACCCUCAUUUCCAAAAGUAUCCCCAAUCUCAAAGUGUCCAUCCACCUCAACAUCCGCAAUGGCCUCCAAUAAGACCAGAUAUAGUGACCCAGACCUACACCACUCUCCAAGCUCCAGGUCAGGUACAAGUCCAACCUCAAAUGCCAAGUUAUACUAAAACCCAGCCUCAGCAGUGGCCCUCUCCUGGACUUGAACCAUUGCCCCAUCUUUAUGGAAAGAUAAGACCACAAGGUCCAGUUCAGCAAAUGGUUCCUCCACACCACUGGAGGCCUGUCGGUCCAAUAUACACUAUAGCUGAGACUCAAAGUCCUCAGUACUCCCAAUAUCAAGCUCUACAGAGACCACAGAGCCCUCAACAACAGUGGGGUUCAGUCCGGGCUGAACACCAGCCCCAGGUCUCUGCCCAGACUAUGUUCCAAGGUGUUCCUCACACAGUAGCUCAAUUGAAUCACCCACCUGCACAAGCUCCCACAAGACCUCGAAGUCCACAGCAGUCUCAGCAAACUCAACUGGGUCCACCUAAGACAGAAACCCCAUCUCAAAUUCACAUCCAAAGCCAAUCAGCGCAGCUUCAGUCCCAAGUCCCAACAAACCUCCAGUUAUCAGCACAGGAACCAUCCCAACAGCAGUCAGCUUCUCGAGUUAAGCAGCCAACACUUGCCCAGGCACCUCCUCAGGCAUACACUGAAGCUUAUAUGAAAGCACAGGCCCUGGUUAGGAAUAGAUUUGAAGAAGCCAAGCACUGUCUUCAAGAGCACAUUAUUGAAGGUAUCAGUAUAUUCAAGGACAAGCAAAUGACACGUGAACAGGCAUCAGUUAAAGAGGCGACAUUGAAGGCUCUUGACUCUGAGCUUCUUGAAGAGUUUUUGAGGGCAGCUGAGGGGAUGGAGGCGUUCUGCACCCCAUCUGAACUCAGAGACAUGGAAUUUUUCACCCAAUCUGUUAGAACACAGUGGGAGGCUGUACAAGCUCAAAUUUCUGAAUAUUUGAGGCAACUCAGAUAUGAGAUAACCCGCCAGCAUUUUAACCGUGUAGUUGAGGCUUGUGAGAUGCACUUUAGAAGACAAAAUGUCAACCAUACACCAGAAUCAAUGUCAGAAUCAAAAGAAGAGGCCUGUUUUUCACCAGAAGGCAGUCUGGCACAGGCAGGACAGCAGCUGGAAGCUCUGAAGGAGUUGUGUGAUACUCUGAGCCCCGAGGAUGCACACAGGCUUGCGCAGGCCCAACUCAGAGAGUGCGAGAGGAGGCUCGCUGCCAUUCAGAGGCAGUUCAGUGGAGAUCAAGACACACCUCCACACGAAAGCAGUUCUCAAAUGGAUCAAACAAUAGAGCCAUCUGCUCAGAAAGCACAAACGGUCCCAGCAGCUGCUGAGAAGCCCAAAGAGGCGGCUGCAGCGGUCAGCCCCCCACAGCCAAGAACUGUGGAGAAGAGAGAAAUAGUGAAACAAACAAGUACAGAGGAGGACAGGUACCGCAGCUGCAGGUUUGCACUGUUGGGUCAGCUGAACAGAAAUGAGCAAUGCAUGCUGGGAGAUCGUCCCUCAGAAUCAGUAACUCCCACAGACCUGCAAAAACGACUCAGGGAAUUAAAGUCUCUGUGGGAUGAGACAGAGUCAUUGUGGAAGGAGUAUGAAACAGUGUGCAUGCAGUCUGUACAGUUUAAAGACCGCACUGUCGAUCAGGACCGAAUGGAGCUUACUGUCAGGUGGAGAGACCAGAUGUCCCAGUUACAGCGCAGGGUGGAGUCACUGGGAGCAGCACUGGAGCUCAUGGACUCAAUUGAGCUGAAGAUCUCAGAGAUUUCUGAAAGGCUAGACAAGUUCAUCAAAGAACCAAAAGAUAUUAAGGGAUGCACACUAGCAAACCCUGCCAUACUGAGAGAUGUGAAGGACUUGGAUGAAAGUAUCCAGGCAGAGAUGGACCGCCUCUCUCGAUUCGACUCUGAGCCCAGUCAUCUGGACCUGCGUGACCGGUCACCUCUCACUCAAGUGGUUCUGAAUCACAGAUCCAGCCUGGACCGGCUCAGACAACAGGUGCGCAAGAGCGACGCCGCAGCCCGUGCCCUCGAUCGCUUCCUCAUGUCCCUGCGCACUGUGGAGCUGGAUGUGUCUUCUGUACAGAGCGCCCCCAGCAGUGACCCCGCGGUACUGCAGGACAGCAGGUCUAAGUUGGCAUUAAUCAGGAAGGGAGUCAGCAGCCUCAAUGAUAAAGCUCCACAGCUGGACCAGCUCCUGGGUGGAGCACAGCUCGAGGUGACUCAGGAGGGUAGACCAGUUUCCUGUCUGGACAUGGUGGGGGUCCUGGUGCGCCAGGUGGAAGAGGUCGAUGAGAGGUUGAUGGUUCGACAGAAGGACGUUCAGAAGGAACAACAGAGCCAGGGACUCGGCUUGAGGAGGAAGACCAUGCUCGCUGAGCUGAGGAAGGUGCAAGGGGCGGCGGAGAAACAGGGUCUAAAGGAUCCCACCCUGCCAGCUGUGCAGCACAGGAUACGAUCUCUGUCCGAUCUGGAAUCUCAGCUUAACUCCCUUCGUCCGGAAUACCAAAGCAUCAAGAUGGCUCUCUCCUCAAAGAAAGAGCAGCCAGAUCCAGCAGAGGAGGAGCUGAACUCUCUUUGGGACGAGACAGAGAGGGCUGUAUCUGACAGGCAAGAGCAGUGCACUGUUUUAAUGGAACUGCUAAAGAAGUUUCAGAGCUGUCGCAGUUACCUUGGCAACACUCUCCAGAGGGCAGAGCAAACCAUUAAUGAGCAGGCGUCAUAUAUGGGCAAAGACAAUCUGCAACGCCUCCUCACAAAAGUCAUUGGUAUUAAGGAGGACCUCGGUGGUCUCGGAUCCAAGAUAGAGGAGUUCAGAGCCAUGUGCAGAAAGUUACAGUCUCAGCUGAAGAAAAUUCCUGAUUGCUCAGAAACUCCAUUUGAGGCCGAGGCGGAUGGUUUGGUCGACUCGUGGCUGGAUGUGUCAGAGAAGACCGAUAGUUACAUGGAUAACCUGCGUAUGGGUUUGGAACUAUGGGAGAAACAGCUGGCUCUGGGUGGAGAGGUGGACAGUUGGACGUCCACUAAACUUAUAAUUUUCUCAGAGUCUCACCCUUUCACCAGCGAGAGUGAAGUUCUUAGUAUGAAGAAUGAGAUUCAAACUCAGGAGGACAACAUUGAGCACUUCCACAGAAAGUUAUUAGAGAUCCAAGAACUUCUACAGAGCAAAGAAUCUCCUCUCGAACUGCAGGUAAUAGAAACAAACCUGAGCAAGAAAAUGGAGCAGGUGAAAGAGCUCUUCUCCGACUGCACUGAAGUGUUUGAGGAGCUCCUCACAGUCAAAGCUCAUCUAAUUCAGAAGAUCGACACCAGUCAGUCAUCUGUGGAGAACAUACGUUCCGCCGUAGAAAUGGUCCAUUCAGAAGACCCCGUACAGAUGGAAGCACAGUUACAAGACCUGGGUGAACAACUAUUGGAGCAAGAGGAGCAAGCUGAUGCUCUGCUGAAGGAGAUCACUCUCAUGUUUAGCAUCACUGGACCCCAGGCAAUGGAGGACCUGAUCAAUCACAACAAGCGUCUUAAAGAGAGCAUUGCGGAAACAAAGAAUCUGAUUCGUCAGAAGAAAGAUCAGGGGGAGAAGAGCUUCCUUCAGACUAUUAAGGAAAAGUUCAACUCGUUUGAGGAAUGGUUGCAGGAUGAGCAACUCUCAGUGAAUGAGUGCUUUGAGAACCCAGAGAGAAGGGAGGAUGUGGAAGCGUCCAUGCAGAGACUGACGAGUUUUCUGUCAUCCAAAGAAGGAGAACAGCGUCUUGGCCAGUUGAAGGAGAUGUUUGAGAGAAGCGGGAUGGAAAAAAUCCCUUCUGAAGCUCAGGCUUUGCUCUCCACAUGGCAACAGGAACAGGAAGGAGAACUGGCCACUCUCAGAGCUCACUGCCAUGGACGACAUAAACAGCUAGAUGACAUUUUAGAUAAUCUCAACAAUUUGCAAGAGGAACAUAACCAUUUGAAGGAAUGGCUUCAGCAGAGAGAGGACGUGCCUAUGCAGAGAGAAAAACUCAGACAUCUGCAAGACGAGUUACUUCAAGAAAGUGGUCAUGUGGAGGCUUUCCAUGACCUGUUAUCCACUGUAAGGAUGCGUGGCCUGAGAGGUGACCCUCUGCUUAAGGACAGCGAAACCCUGAUAGAUCAAUACCACAGCAUGGGGAUUAUUUUGGAGAACCAGGCUCAGGUCCACAAGGCCCUCGAUGAUCAAGCAGAAACAUUCCAGACCAAUGUAGAGCAGACCAGAGCCUGGAUCAGAGAUUUUAGGACUAGAGGACUAGAGACACUGGACGCGGACACUCCAAAACAAAUGAAAGCUCAGGCGGUUCUUAAUCUCAGUACUGAAGGAGAUGCCAAACUACUACAUCUGAAGGAAGCAGUAGAGGCUUUAUGUGCUCAUGAGAUACUGGAGGACACCAGAAAGCAUGAUCUUAUUUUCUCCUUGAGAAACACAGAAGAUGAAUGGAAAAGAGCUCUGGACAUUGCUGAACAAUUAAAAAAACAGGCAGAGCUUCAAGACUCUCUCUCCAGAGAACUACAAGUCUUCCAGGACCAGGAAGAGAGCAUCCAGUCCUGGAUAGGAGAACAAUUGCAAAUCCUCCACUCUCUGGGGAAGGAUUUUCAGCCACAGGAAAAACUCAACAAAUUACAGGCUGUUUUAGACCUUCAUCAGGAAGCUGCUUCUAGAUUGGCCAGUUUAAAGAGACAAAGGCAAAUCAUAUUCUCUUAUAAAGAACUUGACAAUGAGAGGAGGAGCCACAUUGACCAAACCCAGAGCACGGUAGAGGAGGAGUGGAGGAAAGUGGUACAACUCGCUCAGGAGCUGGAGAACCAGGUCAAGCAUGAGGAUUCACUCUUUAGAGAGUUGCAGACUUUUUGUGAUCAAGAAGAAGACACUCGCUCCUGGAUUAGACAGCUGAGAGAGAAACUGAAAUCUCUUGAAGUAUCGUUAUCCAUUCAGGAGAGAAUGCACAGAAUUGAGGGAAUACUAGCUCACAGAUCUGAGGGUGACUUUAAACUUGCUGACUUGAAAAGAAAAGAAGAAAGUCUAUGUUUCUGCGAAGAGCUUGAGGAGGACAAACGUCUUACAAUCCAACAGAAUUUACAAGGUUUACAGGAAGAUUGGACAGGAGUUAUGAUGAAUGCUCAGGAGCUGAAGGACCAAUCAGAACUUGAGGAAUCUCUUUCUAAGGACCUUCAGGAUCUUCAAGAACAUGAGGAGAAUACUCAGUCCUGGAUCAGAGAGCAACAGAUAAAGAUUGAAUUACUGGGUGAAGAUGCUCAGCUACAAGAGAGAAUUACGGGAGCUCAGGCGAUCCUGAACUCUGAAUCAGAUGGAAAUUGCAAGCUUGCCACUCUGAGGAGACAAGCAGAAGGUUUGUGCUCUCGAGAAGGGCUGGGCGAGAAGAGGAAGCAGGAAAUCCAUCAGAACCUAAAACCCAUUGAACAAGAAUGGAAGAAGGUCAUAGUAGGUGCACAGGAACUAAAGAACCAGGCUGAGCUUCAGGAUUCUCUUUCAAGGGAGCUUGAGAUCUUCCAUAACCAGGAGGAGAGCAUUAGCACCUGGGUGAAGAACCAGAAAGAUGACCUGGAAACACUGGGGAAAAGCACUUAUGGCACACAGGAACAGAUUGAGGAGAGACUGAACAAAGCACAAGCGAAUCAAAGCUUUUGCUCUGAAGGCAACUCCAAGAUUGCAGACCUGAAAAGGACAGCGGACGAUCUGAACAUCCGUGAAGACCUGGAUGAAGACAUAAAACUUUCACUUAUUGACAAGAUAAAACGUUUAGAGGCAGAAUGGAAGGGGACACUGCAGGAGGCUCAGGAGCUCCAUAGUCUUCUGAGAAGUGUAGUGGAGCGCCUGGAGUCCUGUCACUGUCAGAGGGAACAGCUUCAGUCCCGUCUGGAGCAAGUGAAACAGCAGAUAGCUGCUCUACCUCACCUCUUCCCCUGGCCUGGUUUGGGGGAUCGGAGGCACACAGUGGAGCAGGCCAGGAGUCUGCUGGACCGCACCAGAGCCUUGACACCAUCUCUAUCUGCUCUUCGAGCACUCGGAAGAGAGAUGAGCCAGCUGACCCGAGAUUCCAGCUUGAUUGACCCAUCUUGGGCCACCAUGGAGGAGUGCAUACCUGAAUUAAUCAAAGAGCUUACAGAAUUUUGUGUAAAUCUUGAUGAGGAAAUCCGGAAAGAAAGAGUUUGUGCUCAGUUAGUUGAGCAGCACACCGUAGCCCAGGAUUGGCUGAGAGAGCAGGUCAAAGCUUUCAGUGCCCUGCCCACUGAACGCUGGGGGUUACAGAACUCCAUAAACACUCUUAAGGCUCUUCUUCAGACUGUAGAGAGGGAAAAGAAGGAGAUGAAAGAACUUGAUGCUGUUAAAAAUUCCCUGAGGGACCUCUGCACACCAGGAGGUCGUGAUGCCCUGACCUUGGAGGUCAGCCACCUUUACGACCUCUGUGUGUCCUCGGAGGAGGCGAUGAGGGAACAGUUAGCAGUGUGUGAGGCCAGACUGGGUGAUAUUGAGCUCAGGAUCGCAGACAGAGCACAGAUUCUCAGAGCGCAGGCAGAGAGCCUCCUGGGUGAGCUGCGUAUUCAAGAUAACUCUUUAGGAUUUCUAGAAAGCAGCCAAAACAUCAGCCAACUACAAGAAAACUGGCAUAACUUCAAGAUUUCUGAAAAAGAGAUUGAAGCUUUCGAGGGCAAAGUUCGUGACUUAGGACAGAUCCUCCGUAUGGCCCCCACAAAUGAGGAGCUCCCUUGUGAUGUCAUUUCUUUAGUGGACACCGUUACACAGCAAUAUUGCAGUCUGCGGUCAAAGCUUUUGGAAAAGCAGAAUGACUGUGCAGACAGCACUGUGCAGUGUGUUAGACAGGCCUUACAAAGCAUACAAUCCUGGAACCAGAUGCAUCAUGCAAAUCUUCCCUGCAAUUCAGCCUCGUCCAUGCAGGCUGCAAUCGAGGAAUGUGCGAAACUGCGUAAAAGCCUGCAGGUGGCUCUGUCCCAUAAGCAGUUGCUGAGGGAUUGUCUGGGUCCUGAUUUGGCUGGCAAACUUGAAAGAGAUGGAACAAAAACACUAAACGAAACGGACACUCACAUCAGUGUUCUUAAACAGGAGCUUAAGAAUCUCGAGGAGAAGGUGAAACAAGAAACUGAGAGGUUGUCACUGGAGACUCGAAGCAUCAAGCAGGACUCACAGGUUCCCACUGUGAUAACAGAAGUUGAAUUUGAACAGUCAGAAACUGUUUCGCCUUCAUCCUUUACCACUGAGAGCUGCGUAAAGACAGAAGAUAAUGAACAGGCUAUUAUACAGCCAUCCGAAGACCCGAACAGUGAGAUCCCUGUAUGUGAAAUCUCAGAAACUACAACCGAGAUAGAAAUGUACAAGACAAGACUAUCGCUACCAAUGUUAGAAUCUGACACCCAACAAGUUGAGCUCAAAACAACUGCCACAGAGAUGGUACCUGAAUUAGACACAAGAGUAUGCAAAACACCUGUUCUUACAAGCAGCAGUGAACCGAAUAAAGAGGAAUUGAGUUUUACCUUUGUUGCUUUGGCAACAAUGCCCGAAAAUGAUGACGUAAUAGAUGAAAAGAUGCAGACUCCCUCGUCUGAAGCUCUCUACCUGGAAGCUGCAGUCAAAGACAUUGAAUUACAUGACAUUGAAAUGCAGGAAAGCCAGUUUUCUACUGAGGUUUUGAGUUCAGACUCUUUUUCUGAGAAGCUGGAGAGUGAAAAGAUUGAGGUAGUAACUGCAGAGAUAGAAGAGGACAAUGAGGACACAUUUAUUCCUGAUUCCCAAGAGCAGUGUGGUGAAGGUAGCAAAAAAGUUGCUGCGCUCAUUUUAGAUGUGGAUACAGUGCACAUACAGAGUGUGGACACUGACAGUACAAUAGAAAGCUUAAUUUUUACAAGAACAAUUGCAAAUGAGAACGCAAUGAGCAAACAAGAUGGUGAUGCUUUGGCACCUCCAAAGACUGAAUAUUCUGAGAUAGUUAUAGAAGAAAAGACCACUGAAUCUUCUCUGAAUGAACCAGGUGUGGUAAGUAUAUCAGAGGGUAGUUCAGCAAUAGCAUCAGUUCAGUCACAGCUCUCCGAUAUUGACACUAACAAACAAGUGCAAGCUACACAAGCUCCACCCACUGAAACCCAAGGCACUGGAGAUGCUGCUGAAAGAAGUAUUGGAACGUUAACUUGGAACAAUGGUCCAACUGUUGCACAAGCUGACAGAGAAGGGAACUGGACUGCAGAUAAUGGCCCACAUGAACUCCAACGCAGAUAUAUUGUUCUUGACUUCCCCGAGGGGAUGGAGAUGCAGAGACGGACUGCCACUUCUUUUAGAGAACCAGCUGAGGCAGAAAUUCAGGGAUUCACACAUCCAGCAUCAGAAAGAUUGGAGACAGAAGGUGAGAUUAUGUCUGCUGAAGAUGAGAUGGGGGUUCUUGACAACACAAAUAAGCAUUUAGAAGCAGCAGAGAUGACUGAGCCCGUUGAAGCAAUCCCAGAUGUACUAGCAAGGCAGAAGAAAGAUUCAGUCACUAGUGAAAGUUUGUCCUUUGAUGUUGAGAUAAUGAAUGUCAUUCAAGAGGAAGGAACAGAGCAGACCCCGUCAGAAGAUAAAGAACAAUGUAUUGAAUUUGAACCUGUAUCAUCAACAGCAGUCAUACAACAAUAUCAAUGUGCAACUGGUCUCCAGUCAGACAAGGUAGAUGUUUUGCCAACACAGGAGAAUCUUGAAGGUGGAGACAGUAUGUAUAUUAUUGAAGACACAGAAGCAAAAACAACCCCGUCAGGGGAAAAAGCACAAUCCAUUGAGUUUGAAUCCAAACAAAUGUCAUCUGUCCCUUCACAAGUGCCAAGGCAAGAAACUGAGGGUGAACCUGUGGUCCAGUUAGACAAGGUAGAUAUCUCAUUAACACAGGAGGAGAAAUAUGAAGGUGAAGAUAUCGUGCAUGUAAAUGAAGAGGAAGAGACAAAGACAACACCAUCAGCUGAUAAAGCACAAUGCCUAGAAGCUGAACCUAAGCCAACGCCACCAGUUAGACGAAAUGAGGGUAGAACCGAGGUCCAAUCAGACAAGAUAGAUGUUUCAUUAACACCAAAAGAGAAGACUGAAGUUGGAAAUACCACUAAUCUAAUUAAAGAAAUAGAGGCAGAAAAGACCCCAUCAGGUAAUACACAGGUGAUAGCACAAACAAUCAAAUUUGAACCUAAACAAGUGCAAGCCAUAAGCCAAGGAGCUGAGGGUGAACCUGAAAUACAGUUAGAUAAGGUAGAUGUCUCAUCUACAGCAAAGGAAAGUGGAAACACUAUGUAUGUAAUUGUAGAGGAAGUGGAAAAGAUGACAGCAUCAGCUGAUAGACCACAAUGCAUAGAAACUCAACCUAAACCAACACCACCAGUCAGGAGACGGACUGAAGACAAAACCAAUGUCGAGUUGGAUGUCAUACCAACACCUCCCAGCAGACGACGUAAAGGUGAUAGGUUGUCUCUAAACCUUGAAUCACAGAUACUUGAGGGAGAAGUCCUUCCCACCCCUCCAAGCCGAAGACGUAGAGAGAAAAUGGGAAGUACGCUUUCACUCAAUCUGGAUACUGAACCCACACCACCAGGUAGGCGACGUAAAGACAGAGAAGAUCGAAGAUUGUCACUUGAUCUGGGAGCCCAACCAACACCACCAGCAAGAAGACGUAAAGAUAAAGAAGAUCAAAGAUUGUCGCUUGAUAUGGAAACCCAACCAACACCACCAGAAAGAAGACGUAAAGACAAAGAAGAUCGAAGAUUGUCACUUGAUCUAGAAGCCCAACCAACACCACCAACAAGAAGAUGUAACGACAAAGAAGAUCGAAGAUUGUCAUUCAAUUUGGAGACACAACAAACUGAUGAACAAAAAAACACAGAGUUUAAAGAGUCCACUGUUGAAUCAACCCCAACUGUCAGACGCAAAGUUAGCGGAGUAGAAGCUGAUGUGACUUUGGCAGUUUGCACACCCCAAGAAGAGGGGGCCUUUGUGACACCAACACCACCUACAAGAAGAAAAGAUAGCAAAGUUGAAAAAGAAGAAAUGGCAGCUGCUGAUAAAUUGCAAGAAGAGAACAGCAUAGUAAAACCAACUCCUCCUUUGAGACGAAAAGACAGUCAAGCAGAGACUGAGAUGGUUCUUGCCACGUCUAAAAUCCAGCUUGAUGAAGGUUUUACCCAAGCAACUCCACCAACUUGGCGAAAGAAAGAUCAAUCUGAAAAUGACAUAGUUCCAUCAAUGGCAGAAGAUUCACAGGUAAUACCAACUCCACCAACCAGAAGAAAGAAAGAUGAAUCUGAAACUGACAUAGUUCCAUCAAUGGAGGAAGAUGCACAGGUAAUACCAAUUCCGCCAACCAGAGGAAAGAAAGAUGAAUCUGAAACUGACAUAGUUCCAAUAAUAACAGAAGAACCACAUGUCAUACCAACUCCACCAACCAGAAGAAAGAAAGAUGAAUCUGAAACUGACAUAAUUCCAUCAAUGCCAGAAGAACCACUUGUCAUAUCAACUUCACCAACCAGAGGAAAGAAAGAUGAAUCUGAAACUGACAUAGUUCCAUCAAUGGAAGAAGAGUCACAGGUAAUACCAAUUCUGCCAACCAGAGGAAAGAAAGAUGAAUCUGAAACUGACAUAGUUCCAAUAAUAACAGAAGAACCACAUGUCAUACCAACUCCACCAACCAGAAGAAAGAAAGAUGAAUCUGAAACUGACAUAAUUCCAUCAAUGCCAGAAGAACCACUUGUCAUAUCAACUUCACCAACCAGAGGAAAGAAAGAUGAAUCUGAAACUGACAUAGUUCCAUCAAUGGAAGAAGAUUCACAGGUAAUACCAAUUCCGACAACCAGAGGAAAGAAAGAUGAAUCUGAAACUGACAUAGUUCCAUCAAUGGAAGAAGAUUCACAGGUAAUACCAAUUCCGACAACCAGAGGAAAGAAAGAUGAAUCUGAAACUGACAUAGUUCCAUCAAUGGAAGAAGAUUCACAGGUAAUACCAAUUCCGACAACCAGAGGAAAGAAAGAUGAAUCUGAAACUGACAUAGUUCCAUCAAUGGAAGAAGAUUCACAGGUAAUACCAAUUCCGACAACCAGAGGAAAGAAAGAUGAAUCUGAAACUGACAUAGUUCCAUCAAUGGAAGAAGAUUCACAGGUAAUACCAAUUCCGCCAACCAGAGGAAAGAAAGAUGAAUCUGAAACUGACAUAGUUCCAUCAAUGGAAGAAGAUUCACAGGUAAUACCAAUUCCGCCAACCAGAGGAAAGAAAGAUGAAUCUGAAACUGACAUAGUUCCAUCAAUGGAAGAAGAUUCACAGGUAAUACCAAUUCCGACAACCAGAGGAAAGAAAGAUGAAUCUGAAACUGACAUAGUUCCAUCAAUGGAAGAAGAUUCACAGGUAAUACCAAUUCCGACAACCAGAGGAAAGAAAGAUGAAUCUGAAACUGACAUAGUUCCAUCAAUGGAAGAAGAUUCACAGGUAAUACCAAUUCCGCCAACCAGAGGAAAGAAAGAUGAAUCUGAAACUGACAUAGUUCCAUCAAUGGAAGAAGAUUCACAGGUAAUACCAAUUCCGACAACCAGAGGAAAGAAAGAUGAAUCUGAAACUGACAUAGUUCCAUCAAUGGAAGAAGAUUCACAGGUAAUACCAAUUCCGACAACCAGAGGAAAGAAAGAUGAAUCUGAAACUGACAUAGUUCCAUCAAUGGAAGAAGAUUCACAGGUAAUACCAAUUCCGACAACCAGAGGAAAGAAAGAUGAAUCUGAAACUGACAUAGUUCCAUCAAUGGAAGAAGAUUCACAGGUAAUACCAAUUCCGACAACCAGAGGAAAGAAAGAUGAAUCUGAAACUGACAUAGUUCCAUCAAUGGAAGAAGAUUCACAGGUAAUACCAAUUCCGACAACCAGAGGAAAGAAAGAUGAAUCUGAAACUGACAUAGUUCCAUCAAUGGAAGAAGAUUCACAGGUAAUACCAAUUCCGACAACCAGAGGAAAGAAAGAUGAAUCUGAAACUGACAUAGUUCCAUCAAUGGAAGAAGAUUCACAGGUAAUACCAAUUCCGACAACCAGAGGAAAGAAAGAUGAAUCUGAAACUGACAUAGUUCCAUCAAUGGAAGAAGAUUCACAGGUAAUACCAAUUCCGACAACCAGAGGAAAGAAAGAUGAAUCUGAAACUGACAUAGUUCCAUCAAUGGAAGAAGAUUCACAGGUAAAACCAAUUCCGACAACCAGAGGAAAGAAAGAUGAAUCUGAAACUGACAUAGUUCCAAUAAUAACAGAAGAACCACUUGUCAUACCAACUCCACCAACCAGAAGAAAGAAAGAUGAAUCUGAAACUGACAUAAUUCCAUCAAUGCCAGAAGAACCACUUGUCAUAUCAACUUCACCAACCAGAGGAAAGAAAGAUGAAUCUGAAACUGACAUAGUUCCAUCAAUGGAAGAAGAUUCACAGGUAAUACCAAUUCCGACAACCAGAGGAAAGAAAGAUGAAUCUGAAACUGACAUAGUUCCAUCAAUGGAAGAAGAUUCACAGGUAAUACCAAUUCCGACAACCAGAGGAAAGAAAGAUGAAUCUGAAACUGACAUAGUUCCAUCAAUGGAAGAAGAUUCACAGGUAAUACCAAUUCCGACAACCAGAGGAAAGAAAGAUGAAUCUGAAACUGACAUAGUUCCAUCAAUGGAAGAAGAUUCACAGGUAAUACCAAUUCCGACAACCAGAGGAAAGAAAGAUGAAUCUGAAACUGACAUAGUUCCAUCAAUGGAAGAAGAUUCACAGGUAAUACCAAUUCCGCCAACCAGAGGAAAGAAAGAUGAAUCUGAAACUGACAUAGUUCCAUCAAUGGAAGAAGAUUCACAGGUAAUACCAAUUCCGCCAACCAGAGGAAAGAAAGAUGAAUCUGAAACUGACAUAGUUCCAUCAAUGGAAGAAGAUUCACAGGUAAUACCAAUUCCGCCAACCAGAGGAAAGAAAGAUGAAUCUGAAACUGACAUAGUUCCAUCAAUGGAAGAAGAUUCACAGGUAAUACCAAUUCCGCCAACCAGAGGAAAGAAAGAUGAAUCUGAAACUGACAUAGUUCCAUCAAUGGAAGAAGAUUCACAGGUAAUACCAAUUCCGCCAACCAGAGGAAAGAAAGAUGAAUCUGAAACUGACAUAGUUCCAUCAAUGGAAGAAGAUUCACAGGUAAUACCAAUUCCGCCAACCAGAGGAAAGAAAGAUGAAUCUGAAACUGACAUAGUUCCAUCAAUGGAAGAAGAUUCACAGGUAAUACCAAUUCUGCCAACCAGAGGAAAGAAAGAUGAAUCUGAAACUGACAUAGUUCCAAUAAUAACAGAAGAACCACAUGUCAUACCAACUCCACCAACCAGAAGAAAGAAAGAUGAAUCUGAAACUGACAUAGUUCCAUCAAUGGAAGAAGAUUCACAGGUAAUACCAAUUCCGCCAACCAGAGGAAAGAAAGAUGAAUCUGAAACUGACAUAGUUCCAUCAAUGGUAGAAGAGUCACAGGUAAUACCAACUCUGCCAACCAGAGGAAAGAAAGAUGAAUCUGAAACUGACAUAGUUCCAUCAAUGGAAGAAGAUUCACAGGUAAUACCAACUCUACCAACCAGAAGAAAGAAAGAUGAAUCUGAAACUGACAUAGUUCCAUCAAUGGAGGAAGAUUCACAGGUAAUACCAAUUCCGCCAACCAGAGGAAAGAAAGAUGAAUCUGAAACUGACAUAGUUCCAUCAAUGGAAGAAGAUUCACAGGUAAUACCAACUCUACCAACCAGAAGAAAGAAAGAUGAAUCUGAAACUGACAUAGUUCCAUCAAUGGAGGAAGAUUCACAGGUAAUGCCAAUUCCGCCAACCAGAGGAAAGAAAGAUGAAUCUGAAACUGACAUAGUUCCAUCAAUGGAAGAAGAUUCACAGGUAAUACCAAUUCUGCCAACCAGAGGAAAGAAAGAUGAAUCUGAAACUGACAUAGUUCCAUCAAUGGAAGAAGAAUCACAGGUAAUACCAACUCUACCAACCAGAAGAAAGAAAGAUGAAUCUGAAACUGAAAUAGUUCCAUCAAUGGCAGAAGAUUCACAGGUAAUACCAACUCUACCAACCAGAAGAAAGAAAGAUGAAUCUGAAACUGACAUAGUUCCAUUAAUACCAGAGGAUCCACUGGUAAUACCAACCCCACCAACCAGAAGAAAGAAAGAUGAAUCUGAAACUGACAGUGUUUCAUUAAAGUCAGCAGAGCCACAUGUCAUACCAACUCCUCUAACAAGAAAUGAAGAAAGUUCAGAACAAGAAAAGGCUUCCAUCUUUGUAAGAUUACAGGUGGAUGCCAAUGUUGAACCAGGAACUAAACAGGAAGAAGUAGAGGAGCAUGACAGAAAGCUAUUGAUCAGUCAGGAUCAGCUAGAGGAGGGCGAGGACUCUGUUACCUUGGUCCAAGAACCCAUAGAUGUAAUGAGUCAAACUGAGAGCAUCUGUGAGAUGCAGCCACAGGAUCAAAAAGGGGAGAUUUCUGCUCAAGUUGUUCUUACCACUGAAAACUUUGAGAGUUCAGUAGAGGAAGUAGAGGAGCCUUUGGGAUCCACAAUGAAGGAUAUCUUUAUAGAGAUCAAACAAAUGACUGAAAAAGGAGCUAAGCGUGUUCUAAUAGAGGGUAUGCCACAUAAAAGUACCUUGAAUAUUCUGGACACAUCUAGUGCUGAUCUUGAAGCUCGAUUAAAACGACUAGUGUUUCAUUUACUGGACCUUCGAAAUCACCCAGCUGCACUGAACUCCAAAGACAUGGCCAAACAGCUAGAGGAGGCUGAGGAAUGUAGAACGUGUGCCCAGACACAGGUGUCUAUGCUGUCUAAGCAAGAUCAGGCAAAUGGUGACAUUGACACCAGCACUAAUGGCACAGUCCAUGACUCUGAGCUCAUGCAACAACUGAGCGCUCAAUGGAAUGCAGCAUUGUGGGAUGCAGUGAGCGCUGUCCACUCCAAAGAGGCUCAACUACAGAUGGUUGCAGAUUUCGAAAGACAGAUACAGAGAGUCAAAGCAACUCUAGAGAGACUCCGAAUUGAGCGGGAGGCAUUGAGGAGAUCUCCAUCUGAAAGCAGUUUUGUUGAGGAGGAGAGGCUGUACUCUUUUCUGAGAAAUGUGGAGCAGGAAAGAUCAGCUCUUGGUGAGCUGAUUCAGACACUUGCGAAACUAUCACCCCACCUCAGUCUGCCCGAAAGACAUGCAGCAGAAAUACAGCAAAACAACUUACAAAGUCAGUGGAGGGUGCUGGAGAUAGAUGCAGAAAGAGCGCUCUACAAGGUUAAUGCUUAUGCCAAAGAAAGUGCUAGCCUUCUUCAAGAGGUUAGUGCCUUAAAGGACCAUCUAGAGAACAUACUAAAGACCUUGGAUGCAUCAAAAUCCUCACCAGUUUUAUGGGACAGCAGCAGAGCUCAAGAAAUUAUGAACAUAAAUGCUGAACUCACAUCCAGUCAGCAACAGUACCUUAACCUUCAGCAGACAUCUGAGGCUCUUUCCCAAUUCAAAGCAGAGACAUCCAGCAUAGAGCAGGAGCUUCAAAACAUCAAGGAUAAGCUAGAUCAAAUGGGGGAAUGGAUAGCAGCUGAAACACCUACCAGCAGUAACCCAAUGUUAAGUAAAAUUGUAAAGGUGAUGACAGACGCUCUGGCAUGGGCCAAGCAGACACAAUGUGACAUCAAAGGACGGCAAAAGAAGGUGUCGCUGCUUCCCGAAGAAGUCCAUAGACAGAUUAAAACUUUGAAGAAACUGCAGUUGGAGAUGAGCUCUAAGCAAACCCAGUUGAAGACUUUGGUUGAGGAAGUCUCAGAGCUGAUACCCGAAUUAGAAAAGGCUGAUGUUCCAAUGGUCACCUUAUCCUUAAAAUCUCUUGAAGAUUUGUCUAAAUCUACAGCAGGACAACUGGCCGAGGCAGUUCGAGAGAUUGAGUCAGGGCUUCAGACUAGGGAGAAGAUGUCAGAGCAGAUUGCAGAUGUUGAUUCCUGGGUAGUGGGACAUCUCCGGAAAGAAGCUUUAAGAAGAGAGGAUUAUCAGAGUUUGAGUGUGGCAGACCUAGAUCGUAGGUUGAGGCAAAUCCAAGACACUCUUGGAGAGGCAGAAAAACAUUCUGCUCUCACUGAGGCUCUCCUGAUGAAAAGCAAAGACAUGUUUUCAGAGCUAAGUGUCUCUGAGAGUUCUCAGCUCAAUGAGAAACUCACUAACCUUCAAGAGGACAUCAAGAAUAUCAUCAGUUAUGAGAAAGCUUGUUGCCAGAAAGUUAUGGAUGUCAUCCAGAGUCAGGAAUCCUCUCAGAGGAAGGUAUCAUCACUUGAGAAUAGUUUGAGACAAAUGCUAAUUGACGUUAAAAGACACCGGUUCCCGGUUACCAAAGACACCCUCUCCUCCAUCGAACCCUUCAAGCAGAUGGUCGUGGAACGCAAAUCUCAGAUUGAGCAAGUCAGCCCUUGUGCAGAAGACAAGAGAAGAGAGCUAUUGUGUGUUAUUACUGAACUGCACCACCAAAUGAACGAUUUGGACCUCAAAGCACAGGAGCAUGAAAAGUACCUGAGUCUUAGGCAGUGUGUUGAAGAUCUCAUGCAAGAUGUGGAGGAUCAGAUUGCACGGACCAAAGAUGAGAGCAUUGACAAAGAGGAGCGCUACAGAGAUUGUCAGGCCCUACUGACCAAAAUGUAUUUAAUAAAACUCUUGUGCGAGGAAACAAAACAAGAACUCCACGUCAUCACAAUGGAUCUUUAUCCAACUCAGCUCUCUGCUGAAGAAACAAGACUUAAGCAAAUCCUAGAAAAUAUUCAAACCCGGGAAUUGGCAGUGAGCAACAAUCUUCGGAUACUGGAAUGGGAUGUGUUGAAACAUAUUCAUUACCCAUCAGAACAAAAAGCAUUUCAGAAAUUCCUUCAAGACACCAAUGAAGAGCUGGAAAAGCCUUGUAACAUUGAACCAAAGGAAAGAGUGGUUGAAAAAGAACUGAGAAAGUGUCUUAUGCUCAGAAAGGAUGUAGAAUCCAGAAUGCGAGUGCUUGAGUUUCUUGAAAAGAGGACUGUAGCUGAACCUGAAAAGAGGCCAAAAAACUUCAAACAGCUUGCUUGCUUGAAGGAUAUGGUUUUGGAUAAGUGUGAUCAACGAAUGGUGAACCUAACAAAAGCCAAAGAACUGUUGAGAAACUACACCAAAGAUUUGAUUAACACCAUUCGGUUCCUCCAGAGAACCACGUUGGUUGUUCUACCAUCAGUGUGCUCUGCUAGAAGCUGUUCAGAAAGACUUAAAGAUACUCAGCAAACGUUAUCAACCCUAGACACAGAGUUCCAGUCACAUAUUUCACAGCUCCAAACGCAAGCCCCACAGCAUCCCUGUUUCAAACCACAGAAAAUUGAGUGUCUUCAGACGGAGGUUCUAGGUGUGCUCUUGGUCAGACUGUCGACCCUAAAGGCCCAAGCCCAAAUUCAAUUGGAAUCACUGAUGAGGUGUGUUGAGUGUCAAAAACAAUCUCGUAAAUGCUAUGAAGACCUUUGCCAACAAGUGAGAGACUUAGAAACAUCACUGUCACAAUGUACUUCAGAUAAAAUAACUUCACACAAAGAGUGCAAAGACCAGCGACAGAAACUCAAGGCUCUAGUGGAGGAGGUUGACAUGCUUCCUGGGAAACUGGAAAAUCUGAGAGAGUGGUGUCCACUGCAUGGCUGCAGAGCCAACAGAGAGCAUGCAGUGAGUGCCCUCUGGGGGCAGGCGGCAAGGUUGCAACGCUGUGCCAACGAUCUACAGAAACGGACAGAACAAAUGGAACAAGAGUGGAGUGAUGUUACCCAUAGUGUGGAGCGAGCGGCCACAGUAUUGGACCAGGUGGAGGCUGAACUUCCAGAUAGCAACAAGGAGGGUAUGUCUGGUGAUGAGCUGCAGGAACUACUGCUGUUCUGGUCCCAGUACCAGGAUAGACUGGACUGUGAACACAGAGCUCUCUCAGCAUUGGAAUUAAGAGCUGCAAGAUUGCUCGGUAUACCCUCUCACCUGGAAAAGGCUCCACCUAUUGCACUAUGCCAAGAACUUCAAGCCCUGCAGGAGCGUUACCAUAGUCUGAAGGAGCGCAGUACUCAGGGUCAGAGGGCAGUGAAAGCAGAGAUGGAGGAGAGGGAACGGAUCCAGGAACAGUUGCUGGGAGUCAGAGAAUGGCUGGAUGCUGCUGUCUCUCUUCUCUCUGUACUGGAGCACGAGCCCAGCAAAAAACAGCUACAGGAGGUCCACUCACAGCUGUGUACCCAGAAGGCCGUUCUGCAGCGUAUCUCGGAAGGCUUGAAAAUGAUGUACUCGGACAGAAACACACUGGUUCCUGAGGAGAUAGAGGGUCUACUACAGGAAGUCUCAAACUCAUUACAGGAAGCAGAGGAGCAGGUGGAAACGGCUGUGGAGAAGAGUGGUCCACUUCAUAGGCUGGCUGCUAAAAUCUCAGAGAUUAAAGCAGGUCUGAGAUCAGUUAAGAGCUGGUUAGACCAGAAAAGCCUGAACUUCAGUGAAGCUGAGAGCACACAGAAGCGUGUGUGGGACGAGCUGGAGGGUUUACACACUCGUCUGACAGAAGUGGAGGUGGAGCUACAGGACAUGAGCGAGAUGUAUCCGGAUGAGACGCGUCUGAUCUCAGAAAACCUGGCAAACGCUCAGCAGACGUAUAGCAAGCUUACCAAGCAGGCCGAACAGAGGACCAGCUUUCUCAGCAAGGUCCAUGAUUGGCUGAAGGAGCAUGAGGAGAUGGUGAAGGCAUCACAGAGCUGGAUCUCAGAGGCUCAGUCGUGGUUAACAACAGCCUGUACAUACACCACUGCUAGAUGCCUGGACAGCCAUGUAAACGCACUGCAGAUGGUGCUGGAUGAUUCUGCUCAGAUGAGACGAACUCUGCAGCAUUUUGGCAGCGUGUUAACAGAGAUGGGAAGCGUGUUUGAUGUCAGUCCAUUAGAGGAACAACUCUCAAAUGCUGACCGGCGUGUAGCCGACAUGCAGCACAGCCUGCUCGGACCCCUCUCUCAAUUGGAGCAUGCAGCAGCGGAAGUGGACGCCAUUGAGGCAGAGAUGAAGGUUAUGGAGAAAGAUGCGGCCAAAAUCAAAUCUUCCUUGAAUGCUCAAGAGGGCAUCAGUCGGGACAAACUCAAGGCCACUGAGAACAGGAUUGAGCUGAUGAAAAAGACUGUAGCUGAGAUCCAGAACUGUAAGGAGGGUCUUUGUCUCCCUGACAAAGCUGAAAACACACUCCUAGUGUUCAAACGAGCUGAACUACUACAGAAACAACUCCUGGAAAUAGAACAGCUGGCUUUAGAAUACUCCAUUGAGGUGCAGGAGAUUUUUGCCCCGCUUCCUGAUACCACAUCCCUCAAUGCCCCGCCCCACAGCAGUGCCACGCCCCUCUUUGUUCCACCCACUAUCGCUGAGGAGGAAACACAGGAUACCGGUGAGAUUCAGAUUGUUCACGUUGAGGAGGAUGCGUUGAAGAAAUCAGGAGCGACGCUGAUGACGGUGGGGCAGUCCACACCUGAACAGAGACUCACCUGGAUCUCUGAGACGGACACAAGCACCCCCACAGAGGCACAGGAGUCUGAAGAAGCGGAGAAUCUCUGUGAAGAUGUGGAGAAUACAGAGGAAGAUGAUAAUGAUGAAGAUGAUGAAAGCAGUGAAGAAUCUGAAGAUCAAACAGACAAUGAGCAGGAGGAGGCAAGAAGAAUGUCUGCCUCCUCAAUGAACCCUGAGACGUCAUCCAGCGUGAUCAUGGAGGAAACUUCAGCUCUGGUUGAUCCUACAGAGCAGAAACCUGAACAAACAGAAGCAACAGAUUCAGAGGUAGCAGUGGACACAGAAGCAGACACAUCUGCCGCCUCUGGAACAGGCGUGUCGGAAGCUUCAUCUGAAGCCACAGAGGAAAGCGAAUCUCUCCCUACAGACAUGGUAACCAAUACCUCCUCUGUUACAGAGAUCUCCUCCUCGUCCCCACCCAGAGGCCUACAGAGGUGUCUGGAGCAGGGUGCAUGGCGGGGGGAACAGACCAGUGACACGCACACACUCGCAAAUAACAAACAUUUAGAGUCAGACACAGGGGGGUUCUCGAAAAUACCAUCCACACCAAUCCAGCAUGCUUAUGUAUCAGAGACCACCUUGUAUUUUCCUCAGAAGGUGGGCUCCACUAAUCCCAUAGACACAACAUUAGCUGUUGCACCAGGUCACCUUACACACUCUCUGACACCUGCCGCAAAUACACACAUCCCAUCAAACACAGAGGACCAGGCGUUAGACAACAGAAGCACACAUGACACGCACACACAAAUCACAAACAAACCCCAAAUGGAGGAGACAGAGCCAAUGGCUACAAGCAGAUCUUUGGUCACAGGUGAAGCUGGGGUCCCGGGUGGAUGGUCAUCUGACGGUCUCCUCGAUGUCUGCCGUGAGAGGGCCAUGCAGCUGGAGGUGUGUCUGGAUAAAGUGCAAAUCAGCCUGAAGGGGUCGAGACAGGGAGUGCAGGACUUGGCCAUGCAACACAGCGUUGAGCAACAACUUCACACCUGCCAGACUAUUCUGGUGGAGAUUGAGCAGAAGGUCUCCUGUUUUCCCAUGUGUGGGCUGAAGGAACAGGAACAACAUGAGGCUGAAUCGCUCAACACAAAACUCCAGCUGUUAAAGAACAGACUGGUGACCGUCCAGUUACAGCUGCAGAACAAACACAGCAAAGACCAGGUGUGUGUUGAGAGAGAGAGCCCCCUGCAGGCCAGGUUGACACGCAGCACCAGUGUGCAAGACAGGCUGAGCUCCUCCAGAGGCAAACUGUUCAGACAGAGCAGUCUUCAACAACAGAAGGAACUGGAGCAUGGAUUGAACGAACAGAGAGAUCUAACCAAAGCCAUCUCAAUUCAAGGCAGCAGAGCAAGAGCUCACAGCCAGAACACUGAAGAACACACAAGCCCUCCAGCAGCAACAGAGAAUGAAGACAAGAGACAGGAAGAACAAUUAGCAGUCCACAGGAAGUGGACGCACCUUCACAAUCGGUUGACCGAGAAAGAAGAGACACAGCAGGGAGAAGACAAAGAACAGGAUCCAUCUGAGAUACUCACUCCAUCUGUAUGUUUGUGGAGUGAAUCAGCCGUUUCUCUUUGUCGUCAAGAGAUUCAGUCAAACAUCGCACAUCUUAAAGAGCUGGAACACUGUGCAGUUACACAGGACCAUCAGUCUCUUGAUGAGGGUCUAUUUGAAGUGUUGAGUGGUGUAAAUCUCACUCUUUUCUCUCUUACACACGCUCUCCUGUUUCAACCAGCCAUCUCUCUGCACACUGACAUAGAAAACCAGCUGCAGCAGCUACAGGGUUUAUCUGCCGACCUGACCUCCUUGGAUGCCGUGUUGACCUCCCAGGGGUCAGAGGUCAUAAAGGUGUUAGAUUCGGCUUCAGUGGUAUCGGAGACCUCAUUGUGCCUGGACCAGCUGACGCAGCGUGUGUGUGAAGUUCAAAAGACUCUGACUGAGAAACAGGCACAGAUAGAAGACCGACAAAAACAGAUUACACAGCUGCAGAGAAAAAUGCAAGACGUGCAUGACUCAGUACUAACUAACAAGUCAGCCCUUCACCCUACAACUAAUGGAGAAACCCACCGUGAUCUUCGCUCACUGCUGCAGGCUGUCGCUAGGCCGAAACAAGAGGUGGAAGAGAGAGAGAGCGAACUAGAGGAACUCAAAGAAAAAGAAAGUCAGAGUCAGCCUUCAUCUCACCUCACACAGCAAAUCAGCACACUGGAGGCGGUUCUGGACAGUGUGUGGAGUGAUCUAGAAGAGCGCUGUGGAGCUGUGCAGUGGAGUCUAGAUCAGCAGCAGAUGAGCGAGAGAAUACUGAAGGGUCUCCAGAUACUCCUGCAUGUGGGGACAGAGAAACUCACCUGCACCUCAAACCUGGAGCUCAAGAAUGCAGCACAGCUACACACAGAGCUAAGCACACACACGAAGUUUUACCUGUCUCUGGGCUCUCACCUGCGGAGACUGCAGCAGCUGAGUUUGCGGAUGUCAGACAGCGCCCCCUCUGGCUGGGAAACUGCAGUGUCUGAAAUGGAAAGUCAAGUGUCCAGUGUAUUGCAUCAGGCUCAGGGUGUCGGAACAGUUCUGCAUUCAGCGCUACAGGUUUGGACUCACUGUGAGGAAAAUCAUUCCUGGUUAGAAAUGCUGCUACAGGGCUUAGACACUCAACUUCCCAUAAUGCCUCUGCGACAACAAACUGAGGAGCAGCUGAGCAAAAAUCUUUCAGUCUAUCAGAGUGUUCAGGCGGUUCUGGAGGAGAACAGAGCUCGGGUCGGUCUGGUUCUGGAUGAGGGCUGCAGACAGCAGUGGCAGAUUUCAUUCAGUGAAGUGGGCAUUCCUAUGCAUAUAAUAGGCGUAUCUACUUUAAGACUUGAGCAGCGAUUGGCUUCUCUUCAGAGAAGGGUGGAGCAGGGACUGGACUCCACCCACCGGCUAAAACAGCUUUGGAACAGAUACCGAAGGGAUUCUGAGGCUUUGAAUGAGUGGAUGGACCAAGCUAAAGAACACCUGCACACAUGGAAAGAUGACGUGAUCUCAGGUGACCAGGAAGCAGACAAAGCCCUUUCCUUCUCCAAGCAGUUUACAGAGUUUGUUAAAGAGCUGGAGGAAAUAUCUGCCCUAAAGGCAUCAGUCAUCGGUUCUGGAUCUUUGAUCCUGAUGCUCGGUGAACGAGAGCAAAACGUUGAGACACAAAAGAACAACAAAACCAGUGUUGCUCGUAAAACAUCCUCUAGAAAUACAGAAGACCUACAGCCAUCUAAAUCGAGCAACGUCCCUGAAGAAUUCUCAUCAGUAGAUGUCACCGCUUCAUCUGCUGCUGAGGACAAUUUAGAAACCAUGUUUUCCUCAUGUCAAAACAUAACCUCAACGGAAACCCAUGCUACAACAAAGAGUUUAGAUACGGAUUUUGCCAAAUCUAGUUAUUCUCAAGAAUGUGUUCAAGACGUUCUUCCAACAGACGUUAAUUCGGACAUCUCUGCAACCGAGCACAUUUUCUCAUUAGACAGUGUCACAAAUAAAGACAGUGCCUCUGAGGAAACAGCUUCAUCCACACAAGGAUUGUCUGUUAAACCGGACACGAUUCUGUCUCCAGUUCUGCUGUCUCUUCAGUCCCAGUUAUCUCAAGUGGAGCAGGACUGGGUGGAGAUUCACUCAAACAUACCCGCCGUCCAACAUAAACUGCAUCAGGAUGUGGUGGAGAGGCAAUCUCCCGAAGGACUGCUGGUUUAUGUGUGUGGCUGGAUUACAGGUGCUGAGAGCAGGUUACAGGCGGCCGAGCGAGAGGGUCACAGCACCUGCACUGCCACAGAGCUCAGAAACCUGCUCAAAACAUAUCAGGAGAUGAAGCGAGAGAUGAGCUGUCAGCAGAUGGCUAUUGAGUUUUUUAAUCAGUGUGAGCUGAAGAGAGUCGGGUUCGACUCACACACUUGCAGGUACAAACACACUGCCUUUGCUGAAAGUGUGGGGGACGUCUAUCUGCGCUGGCUCACUCUGCAGGCUUGUCUGACUACACGGAUCCGACAUACUGAAGAGCUGGUGAGGAUCUGUGCUGAGCGUGAGAGUAAACUCCAGCUCUUGCAGAACUGGGUUAGAGGUCAAAAACGGUGGAUGCGAUUGGCUGAAAGGCCGGUCAGUCGCUCGUUUGCCAAGAAGAGCCUGAAAGACUGUGAAGAGAUAAGGGAGACAUUGAAAUCCAAAUUCUCUGAACUUGCUGAUCUGAGGAUGAGGAGACUUACUCCUGAUGAAGAACAUGGAGAUGAACAAUUCUUGUCAAGAGUUGAAAAUCUAUCCCGAUCGUUGAUCGAUCUUUCUCAGCAGGGUAUAGACCUUGGGAAUAGUCUGCUGCACGUGUGUAACGUGUGGUCUCAGUUUGAAAGUGGGAUGAAUCAGGCAGUUCUGAACACAAUGAGGAUCGGCCAAUCACUAGAGUACUGCCACGCCCCUCUGCUCUCCCUCUCCGCCCUCCAGAGCCACAUUGAUAAGCUACAGGUCCUCAAAGCCAAAGCAGAGGAGUUUGACAUGAUGUGGGAGGUUCUUAGAAAAACAUUCUCAAUCCUUAUUGGUGGAAUUAGUGCAGACUCCGCACAGAUAUUGUUGGAGCAACUAGAAAAAGAAAAAGCAGGGUGGUCUGGGAUUAAGGAAAAGGUGACACACAUCUUGCAAUGGUCACAAAGUCUUCUGAAGAUGUGGCAGAGGUACUCCAUUAUGAAACACACCUGCUCAGAGCAACUCCAGCAUUACAAAGAGCAACUCGCCACACACACUAAAACACCAGCUGAUCACGAACAACUUACAUACAACGUUGAGGAGCUGAAGACAGUGUUACAGAAAAGUACGGAGACUCUGCAGGUUGAUGUGGAACAAAUGCUUGAAGCAUCUAAAGAUCUGAUAGAACAGAUGGAUGUUGAAGAUGCUGUUUUCAUCAGGUCAGAGUGCCGCUUGUUAACCCGCGGUUACCUGCAAUUAAACCAAACUCUAGCAGGAAGAAUUCAACACAUGCAGGAGGAUCUUGAACAGUUUCAGGAGUUCAAAAGAUUACUUCAGUCCCUUGAAACACAGUUACAACAGUGGGAAAGUAACCAAAGGACGGACGGCCAGCACACAGACAUUUCUGAGUCGGGUCUGAUGGAGCUCAGUUCUAUCUCUCCUGAUCUGGAUCUGCUGAACACGCUGAGCUACAGACUGACGCUCGGUGACUCUGUGACUCACAGACUGCAGAACCUGAACAGGAUGUGGACACAGGCCUCUGCACACGCUCAGGAGAGAUGCAGUGAGUUACAGGCAGCCAGUCUGCGGCAACAGAGCUUCGAGCAGAAAUGUGAGAGCUGGCUGGUUUUCCUACAGCAAAUGGAAGACAGUUUGGCUGUAGAAAUCUCAUCAACUUACCCUGGACUAAGAGAACAACAACGCACACACCAGUGUUUUCAGGCUGAGUUGUCUUUAGGCCAUCAGAUACUUCACACCGUAAUCAGUGAAUCUCUCCUUCUGUUGCACAAGGGGGAGGUGGAAGACAGGAGUGACUUUCUGUUAAAACUGUCCCAGUUGAGAGAACACUGGCAGGGGGUGGUGCAGAGAGCAGCUCAACGGCGCGCUCUUGUGGAGGGGCUGAUACAGCAAUGGCGCCUUUACACACACACACUGCAGAAACUCCGUAGGCUCCUCACACUCACGCACACACUUCUGUCACCCGCUGGUCCCACCCACUGUAGUGUUCUGCAGCUGCGACUCUCUUUAGAUGAUCUGAAGCGUACUGAGCUGUUGUUUCAAAGGUCAGUGUCUGCCUAUCUGUGUGUGAUGGAGGUGGGCAGGCAGCUGUUCUCUGUGAGUGACAUGCAAACACAGACACAGCUGCAGACAGACCUGGCCACCCUUCAAGAGGACUGGGAGCAAUGCCAGUGCAUGCUAGGAAAGAGAAAGACGCUCACGUCUGACAUCAUCAAGAAGUGGGAGACCUGUGAGACCGGACUAGCCGAUCAGGCUCAGCGCCUGGAGGAGUUGAGAUCCAGACUGAAGCAGUCGAUCCCAGAUCAGCAGAAGGAGAUGGAGGAAGAGCAUGUCCUUCUAAAGGAGGUUCAGGAUUGUUUGGAGGAUUGGGUCGUCAGUUUGUCCGAGCUCAGCACCAUGAAGACGGACCUGUCCCAGUACAUCCUGACCGAUGAUGCUCUCCUCCUGCAGGAGCAAGUGGAACAUCUACACUGCCAGUGGGAGGAUCUCUGCAUCAAAGUGUCUAUGCGUAAGCAGGAGAUUGCUGACCGGCUCAAUGCCUGGAUCAUUUUCAAUGAGAAGAACCGUGAGCUGUGCGAAUGGCUGACACAGAUGGAAAACAAGGUGGCACACAGUGCCGAGCUCAGCAUCGAGGAGAUGGUAGAAAAACUCAAGAAGGACUGCAUGGAAGAGAUCAACCUCUUUAGUGAGAAUAAGACGCAUCUGAAACAGCUUGGAGAACAACUCAUCACCGCUAGCAACAAAACCAAAGAGACAGAAAUUAACGAAAAGAUCAAGGACAUUAAUGACCGCUGGAAGCAUCUGUUUGAUCAUAUAGAGGCCAGGGUGAGGAAGCUGAAGGAGACUUUAGUAACAGUCCAGCAGCUUGAUAAGAACAUGAGUAAUCUCCGAUCCUGGCUUUUCCGUGUUGAGGGUGAGCUGGCAAAACCCAUCAUUUACAACAUGUGUCACAGUGAUGAGAUACAACGGAAACUCACAGAACAUCAGGACUUGCAGAGGGACAUUGAACAGCACACAGAGGGAGUGACGUCUGUGUUGACCCUCUGCGAUGUUUUGCUGCAUGAUGCAGAUGCUUGUGGCAGCGACGGGGAGAACGACUCCAUUCAGCAGACCACGCUCAGCCUUGACCGCCGCUGGAGAAACAUAUGUGCCAUGUCCAUGGAAAGAAGAAUGAGGAUUGAGGAGACAUGGCGCCUGUGGUGCAAGUUUCUGGAUGACUACACACGCUUUGAGGAGUGGCUUAACGCAGCAGAACGUACGGCGGCCAACCCAGCCACCAAAGAAGUACUCUACACCUGCGCUAAAGAAGAACUUAAGAAGUUUGAGGCAUUCCAGCGUCAGGUUCAUGAGCGUCUCACACAGCUGGAGCUUGUAAAUAAACAAUACAGACGUUUGGCACGAGAGAAUCGAACCGACGGUGCCAGUAAGCUAAAGUUGAUGGUACACGAGGGAAACCAGCGAUGGGACACGCUACAGAAGAGAGUAUAUGCGGUGCUCCGCAGGUUAAAGCACUUCACAUCUCAGCGUGAAGACUUUGAAGGGACGAGGGAAGGCAUUCUGGUCUGGCUGACUGAGAUGGACCUUCAGCUCACCAAUGUGGAGCAUUUUUCAGAGAGCGACAUCCACGAAAAAAUGCGGCAAUUAAACGCAUUUCAGCAGGAGAUCACUCUAAAUACCAAUAAGAUCGAUGCUCUGAUCGUGUUUGGAGAGAAUCUGAUCCAGAAGAGCGCUCCACUGGACGCUGUACUCAUUGAAGACGAACUAGAGGAGCUGCACUCAUACUGUCAGGAAGUGUUUGGAAGAGUCGCACGAUUCCACCAUCGUUUGAUCAACAGACGGCCGCUUCUGGACGAGGACAGGGAUUUCUCAGACAGAGACACGGAUCCUGAGGACUCGGCCGAGUUGAGCGGGCUGUGGGAGAGGGAACUGGAGGAAGACGAGGCUGAUAUGGGCUCCAACGUCCUCAUACCACCCGUUCUGGAGCGCUCUGGUCGUGAAACUCCUGUCAGUGUGGAUUCCAUCCCUCUGGAGUGGGACCACACCGUUGAUGUGGGGGGAUCUUCAUCUCCAGAAGAUGAUGAAGAGUUGACGUACUACAGCGCUCUAUCAGAUGUAGAAGUCACUGUGUGUUCUGAAUCAUUUGCUAAAGAUACAGCUAAAGCUCUGAGGGCUGUGACCGGCGGAAGGUCAAUGGAGACAUGGCACUCUCCAGACAUGCCAGACAGAAAAGGAGGGAACAGAGACAUGAUGCACAAGGUGACUUCUUCACCUGCCGACAACAGCUCACAGUACUACCCAGAGGCCUAUGAUAAACUCAUGUCUGAGUGUGCUGGUAACAUAGACAGUAUCAAGCGAGUAAAACUUAUUCUGGAUGAAGAAGAACUGGAGGAUCAUGGACUUACAGCCAGCUCUGCAGCAGAUAGGACAGGGGUCAUCGAGCGAUGGGAACUCCUACAGGUGCAGUCGUGCGAUGUGCCGCAGGACCUUCAGCACUGGCACAAACUGAAGUCUGACCUCUGCGGUGCCACGACAUGGCUGCACGCUGUGAUGCCUGAGCUAGAGAAACUUCAAACGCUAGAGCCGAAAACCACCAUCAGAGACAUUGAGAGCAAUAUCCACAAACUCAAGGAAAUGCAGAAAACGUUUAACAGCUACAAAUCCGUGAUGAUUGGUGUUAAUCUAAGUGGGCGGGGCUUCCAGCACGGAGAUAGCACAGAACUACAGGAACUGCGUGAGAAUCUCCAGUCAGUCAAUCAGAAAUGGGCACAGGCAUGUGCGGCGCUGGACAGCUGGGAACGUAGACUGCAUCAAGCGCUAAUGGAGUGUCAGGAGUUCCACGAGACUCUUCAUUCUCUGCUUCUGUGGUUAGCUAAAGCCGAGAGCCAGCGUUACAUGGUCAACAUCCACGACCAAAACACAGACCUCAGCAUCCUCCGAGAGCAUCAGGACACACUCAAGGCUGUUCAGCAGGACUUACUGUCUCGUGAGAAGGAGGUCUGCUCGCUGCAGGAGAUCUCCUCUCAGAUCUUGCUACAGGACCAGGGAGAAGACACGCUGGAGGCCAAAGAGAAGGUUCACGUCAUCAGCAACAAACUACGGCUGUUGAUCAGACAGAUCGCACAUGACCUGCAGACGCUGCAGACCAGACUGGAUUCAUCGGUUUCUGAUAUGCGAGGGACAGUGUCAACACAACAUCAGGAUAGCGCAAGGGAUGAAGCUGUUACACGGGGAUCUCCCAUGAGUGUAAAGCGUGAUAAGUCAGAUUCAUCCCCCGGAAGGCCGUUUCUGUAUCGUGUGUUGCGAGCUGCUCUACCACUUCACAUUAUUUUUCUUCUCCUGCUGGUUGUGGCCUGUCUGGUUCCUCUCUCAGAAGACGACUACAGCUGUACUCUCUCCAACAACUUCGCCCGAUCAUUUUACCCCAUGCUCCUCUAUACCAACGGACCCCCACCCACAUGAGAAUAAACCCUUGUACCCUUGAUUGUAGAAUUGGAGGCAGGAAAUGUAUGUUUCCUGGUCACUUCUUGGAUAUAUGUCCUGUAUCCAUGAGAGACAUAUAACUUUUACUGCAACAGUCAGGACCGUGCAAUUGUCUAAGGUCUGUUGCUUACAGAGAGGGGUUGCUAUAAAGCUAUAUGUACAUGAAACCUCUCCUCAAGAACCUCUGUGUUUGAAAUAUGUAUAUGUAUAUAUAU